AUGGCUUAUGGUAACUAGAUGCUGCCACUGAUAUUAAGAGCUCCCGAUCACUGCAAUGCUUUAGUUCGCAGAUUACAUCAGUGCCGGCAAAUGGGCGAACUUCUGGAUUGCUGUAUCCGCGUGGAUACUAAUGGUUUGCAAGAGGUCAAUUUAAAUUUAAAAUCCAACGAUGAAGUGAAUUGUUUAGAAGCUCUGAUCAAUUUCAUGUACACUGGAACACUUGAAACAACCAACUGUGAACCGCAUAUUCUUGAUUCAUCGCCGUGGUUACAAAGUUUUAUCGACGAAGCAACAGUAACUUGCACCACUAAAGAGAUGGAGUUGCAGCGUAAACCGAUGAUAUUUACUACAAGUAAUGAUAUAGGAGAGCACAAAAAUGAAGUGAUUGUACCCAGCAGUGACCGUGAAGGCUGGUGUCGGAAUAAGAAAUAUAUCGAGCGGGUUCCAUCUGGAUACAUGUGUACCGUAUGCCAAAAAGUAUACGGUCGCUAUAACUCAGUAUCUUAUCAUGUAACGAUUUAUCACCGUAAUCCACCAAUACGAUGCGAUGAAGAAGGUUGCAAGUUUAGUACCCGUGAAGCGCGUUACAUCCAUUUCCAUAAAUUCUAUCGACAUCGCGUACCACUGCCUGAAAAUAUUGAUUUAGGUUCCCGUAAAUGUGUCCUAUGUAGGCACAUAUCGAAAAGCCCGGCUAUGUUGGAGAAGCACAUAAACCGCCAUCUGCAGUACUGUACCAAAACUGGCCAAGACUAUCAAUGUCCACAGUGCGAGAAGCAAGCAAGUUCGCAGCAGGAAAUGUUGGAUCAUAUGGUAACACAUGUGGAACAAGAAGAGCCAGGCUUCCAAUGCGAGCAUUGCAGAUACCGAGGACAAACAGAACGAUCACUCCGACAACACGUACUCUUCAAACAUACUUCCGACAUGUUCUCCAGAAAAUUCACAUGCAGCCAAUGUGCUUAUGCCUCCACCGAUUCUAUCAGUCUCGUCGCGCACUAUGAAAAGAUGCACGGAGCAGCAACGGCAAAACAGCCACUCGAAAUUUCUAGAAUUUAG
Acanthocheilonema viteae is the source of this 1053-nucleotide messenger RNA. Lineage: Eukaryota; Metazoa; Nematoda; Chromadorea; Rhabditida; Onchocercidae. The record is from the annotation of a GenBank genome assembly.